This is a messenger RNA of Mesorhabditis belari, 237 nucleotides long. The record is from the annotation of a GenBank genome assembly. Lineage: Eukaryota; Metazoa; Nematoda; Chromadorea; Rhabditida; Rhabditidae.
AUGAAUGGCAGAACAAGAAGCGGCGACACGACACCAACAUUCGGAGUCAAAGAUGUGGUCGAUCAGAGCGACCAGCGCGAUCAAAUUCGUGGUCAAAGCGAGAUGAUCACGAUUUCACAACGAACAAAAGGAUUGAUUUAUGACGAUGAAAUGUUCAAGUAUAAGAAGGAUAAAGGACUAAAGAGCGAAAAAGUAUCUUACAUGUGCACAAAAGCGGGCUGCGAAGGCCGGGCGCAC